This is a messenger RNA of Cuscuta epithymum, 2018 nucleotides long. The record is from the annotation of a GenBank genome assembly. NCBI's taxonomy places the organism in Eukaryota, Viridiplantae, Streptophyta, Magnoliopsida, Solanales, Convolvulaceae.
CAGUCUCCAAGCGUCGAUUCCUUCGCUAUGCAAAAUCUCCACCACAGCAGUUCAUCCUUUCAAAAAACAAAACAAAAACCACAGCAGUUCAUCUCUUCCACUUCUGUCGCGAUGCCCUUCCGAUUCUCCCCCAGGAUUUGAGAGUUAUUACUACAUCAUAUUUCUGCUGGUCUUGGUCACUGCUGACGUGGAGGGUGAAACGAAUGGGUUCAUCUCAGCCGUCGGUGAUCCGGGGAUGAAAAGGGAUGGGCUGAGAGUGGCGAUCGAGGCAUGGAAUCAGUGCAAUGAGGCUGGAGAGCAGGUCAACGGCUCGGUAAGCCCCAGAGCUGCCGAUUGCUUUGAUGUGCAUAGGAAUCCUUCUUGUUCUUCUCAUUCUCAUCAAGAAAUGAAAAACUGUUCUCUUUACAAUUUGAAGCACAAAGUGAAAGAACGUGAUAAUAUGCUAGGAAUUGGGCAAGCUCUUCCCCAGUUGGAUCCCAAAGAUCUGUACAACCCAGACAUUUAUGCUUAUCAGAAAGAGAUCUACUUGGGCUCAAAGUGUGAAGUGAAAGAAAAUGAUGCAAAACCAUGGCAGUUCUGGAUGAUCAUGCUCAAGAAUGGCAACUUGGACACCACCACCGGUCCCACAGCAAAGUGUCCCAAAAAUGGCAUAAAAGUACCUCCAUUUAGAGAGCCUAAAUUCUCUUGCUUUGGAGAAGGGUGCAUGAAUCAGCCCCGGAUUAACCACAGUUACACAGAUCUCUCACCAGGGCCUAAUAGUUCCCUCAUGGGCAGCUUUUACGGUACCUGGGAUUUGAGUUCCUCUGUGGGAGGGGUAAAAGGGAAUAACGCCUCGUUCUUUUCCGUAAUGUGGCGGAAAGAUGUCGGAAAGGGAAGUUGGACUUUCUAUAAUAUUUUGAGGACCUCGCAAAACUUUCAAUGGCUCAUGCUUUAUCUAAGGGCCGACGCCACCGCUGGAUUCUCGGGCGGGUACCACUAUCCCACUCGGGGCAUGUUAAAGAUUAUUCCACAAUCGCCAAAUUUCAACGUGACAUUCAGCCUGGCCGUUUACCACGGAGGAGGUAGUAAAAGCCAAUUCUACUUGCUGGACAUUGGGAGCUGUUGGAAGAACAACGGGAUGCCAUGUGACGGGGAUGUGACAACGGAUGUAACGAGGUAUAGCGAAAUGAUCCUCAACCCCGCCACGAAAUCGUGGUGUGAUCGGAAUACAUUCUUAGGCUGUCCUUUGUAUCACACCUUCCCUAAUGGAACAACAGUUUACCGCAAUGACACUGCCAAUUUUCCGUAUGGUGCAUACCACUACUACUGUGCACCCGGGAAUGCAGAGGGUAUUGACGACAAAGCCAAAUGUGACCCCUACAGCAAUCCCCAGCCUCAGGAGAUUGUGCAACUUUUGCCCCAUCCUGUUUGGGGUGAAUAUGGGUACCCUACCAAGCAAGGUGAGGGAUGGAUUGGAGAUCCAAGAACAUGGAACCUUGAUGUUGGCCGAUUGUCACAUAACCUCUAUUUUUACCAGGAUCCAGGUGCGGUCAAUGUUACUAGGAACUGGACAUCAAUUGAUUUGGGAACUGAAAUAUUUAAUGACCCUUACCAAGUGGCCGAAUGGAGUGUUAGUGACUUUAAUGUUCUUGUUCCUAGACAAACCUAGGGGAAAACAAUCAAAACCCCUCCACAGGGAAACGAGAUACAUCAUAUUCUCUUUUGACUUUUGCUGAUUUUUUUUGAGAAAUUUUAUUCGUACACAAAAUUUGUAUACGCACACAUGCAUUUGUGUAUAAUUGUUUGUAUGCAUAGAUAAUGUGUACCCCUUAGUUGUAUGUGUACGCAAGUAACUCGUGCAACAUUGUUUGUGUAUACAGACAAUUACGAACAAAUGUGUGUGAAAUAUGUACAAAUUUCGUGCACACCAAAAAUUGUUUAUUUUAAAUUCUGUAUUUUGGUUCCAAGAAAACCUUGUUUUUCAUUUGAGGAUGCACAUAUAUAUAUGUAUCCAUAAUUCCUUCGGAACUCUGUGUCCU